Molecule: messenger RNA, 1119 nt
Organism: Penicillium alfredii
Lineage: Eukaryota; Fungi; Ascomycota; Eurotiomycetes; Eurotiales; Aspergillaceae
Exons: 1
Coding region: 1-1119 (372 amino acids)
Source: RefSeq, a predicted model, not a curated record
AUGCCAUUGCAAGAUGUCGGGAACAGCUUCAAAUUCAAGCCCUCACGUCCUGUUACCUACGUGGUAACUGCAACUCUUGCCAUCGCUCUCUACAACACGAUUGAAUUGACCUUCCUUCUUUUCCUGACCUUCAAACGCCACAAGGGGCUCUAUUUCUGGAGCUUCUUAGUCGCCACAUGGGGGAUAUCCAUCUACGCGAUUGGUUUCAUCCUCAAAGACUUCGUCCUGGCGAACAGCUACUUGUCCGUCACCCUGAUCAUCAUCGGCUGGUGUGCGAUGGUGACGGGCCAGUCGAUGGUGCUUUAUUCUCGACUCCAUUUGAUCGUGCAACAGCGGAAUACCUUCCGGCUGGUUCUCGGGAUGAUUAUUGUCAAUGCGAUCAUCCUCCAUAUCCCAGUUAUCAUCCUAUGCUAUGGCGCCAACUCGACCCACUUCCGCGAUUAUGUCUUGCCGUACGCGAUAUAUGAGAAAAUCCAGGUCACGCUGUUUUUCAUCCAGGAGUCCAUCAUCUCGGGCAUCUACGUGUACGAGACAUGCAAGAUGCUGCGAGCGGGAGCGGGAAUGUUCCUCGACGAGCUCCAUCAGGAGGCGACCCGACGGCUGAUGCUGCACUUGAUCUACGUGAUCAUCAUUGUCGCGUUGCUCGACAUCAGCAUCCUGGCGCUGGAGUAUGCAGGUCGCUUUACCGCACAGACAGCAGUCAAGGCGCUGGUAUACAGUGUGAAACUGAAGUUGGAGUUCGAUAUCUUGAACCGGUUGGCGGAUCUGGUGCAACGGCCCGACGAGGUGCUGUUUGUGUCCGAGUCUGGACGCAACUAUCCGGAUGGCACAAGCCAUCAAACUCGUGGAGUGGUUGUUCACCAUCGUCGGUGCGGUUUCUGGGGCGUAUGGGUCGACAGAGUGACGCAUACCAUUGCCAGGUCGGUAUCGAAAGGGUUCAUCCGACCUGCGCGAACGACCCACAAGGAGGUUGUGACCAUCAGCGAGCAGAACCGAGUGUCUACUACAGUAGCGACGGAAAGAGUGGUGCAAAUUGCACAUCACCCGCUUGCUGAUGGGAGGCAAGACUCGCUGGCUGGUAGUAUGGUAGAUCGGUCGGAUGGAGGAUCGAUAGUUUAG